Oppiella nova is the source of this 1323-nucleotide messenger RNA. Lineage: Eukaryota; Metazoa; Arthropoda; Arachnida; Sarcoptiformes; Oppiidae. The record is from the annotation of a GenBank genome assembly.
CUAAUUGAUCACUGUUUGGAACAGUUGCAGUCCCAGUGUGGCGAUGGCCCCAAUGCGCCCAUCAGUACGACACCGUUAUUGAGGCAAUGGUUAGCCAUAUGUUUGGGUCAUAUUUGGGAGAACAAUGAGAGCGCCCGUUGGAUCGGCACUCGAAAUACUGCUCACGAAAAGCUGUUUGUAUUGUUGGACGACCCGGUGCCUGAAGUAAGGGCUGCGGCGGUCUAUGCUUUGGGAACGUUCAUCAAUAGCGCAAUCGAUAGGACAGAUCACGCCAAUGCUUUAGAUCACAACAUUGCCAUCACUUUAAUCAACAAAGUCUUGAACGACAGCUCACCACUAGUUCGCAAAGAACUGUUAGUAGCGCUCCAUUGGUUGGUCUUAAUCUUUGAGUCCUGUUUUGCGGCAAUAAUUUACCACAAGUUAGAAGAGGAGAGAAUGAAAGAAUUGGUCCAAAACUCACAGAUGUCUGCCUCUAACAUAGAGAACUCGUUGAAUGUGGGAACUCCACCACAAGGACUGCGCAAAGUGGCGUCGCGCGACCGCUUGUCCGCCAUCGCCAUUAAUAAGUUCCUAAGUGUUCCCAUUUCGAUAACACCUAAUUCACAACAAACCUUUGGGUACAUUCCUGGGGAAGCAGUCACUCCACCAAACUAUUCAAACACACAGAACAUUGCCAUGAAAAGAGUCAACUCUUCCAAUUCACUGCAUAACUAUCAGACUAACUCCGGCGCCAUAUCGGGCUCUGCCAUCCCUAAUGUCUUCUCGACCAUAUGGAAGGCCAUCACCGCCUAUGCAAACGACCCCUUCCCAGAAGUGGCAACAAUGGCUCAAACAGUGAUCGACGAGAUGAAGGCUCGUAUUUGUCAGCCGUCGACGACAUACGACUCACUCAAAGAGUCGCAUUCAGAACAGUCCUUAUCUGAGCCCAAUUCGCCUAAUAAUUUGCAGUCAUAUAUGAGUGAAUCUCCGACUUCUAAUGCCGGCCACACGUCUCGAAACACUACUCCCAUCAGAGAAAGUCUAAACACUUCCAACAGAAUGAAUAUGAGUUCCCCAUUCCCUCAUAUGCAACACUACAAGUAUACCACCAAACGAUACAUCUUUGGUCGAGAGCCAAGUGUUUCCGACAAAAGUCAAGACGGAAACACCGACGAGACGUCUAUCUGUCCGCGCCAUCCACUCAUCAGUACUUCAUUUAUCGAGUGGUGUACCAAACACUUCAGUCAACCCUAUGCUUCAAAUAUGAAUUACACUGAAAGCACGGACUUUGAAAGAAUGGAAAACAACUCGAAACCGAAAUAUAGAGGAAAGUGCGAGAAAUGA